AUGCAAAUUUUUGAGUCCCUGAUGCAUAAUGACGAAAAGAUUAUCGAAUUUGUGAACGUACAACGGCUAAACAGAGGAUACCAGUAUCAUUCGUGCAGCUACUUGCAUCUAUCAAUGCAUUACUGGGUGACAACCGUCUUUAACGUUUUAGACUUUGCUGACAAGCAAAUAGCCUCAGACACCAUCAACUUUUUGAGACAGUGCAAAAAUGACGAUGGUGGGUACGGCUCAGCUAAGGGAUAUCCCUCAACUGUGUUCAACACCAUGUUGGCUUGCCAGGUUGCAACAAUGCUAGACCAAGAUUUUUACGAUGAGCGGACAAUUGACUAUGUGCUUAGCUGUUGCAGAAACGGCAUUUUCUAUGCCGAGAAAUGUACUGAUGGAUUCAUUGAAGAAGACAACCGUUUUGUAUGCGCAGCCUUGAUUUCUUUAACUCUGCUGGAUGUGUGCAGGCGGAAAAACAUCGGUGUGUUCAACAAAUGCUCUGGACUCGUAACCAAAUAUGACAUGAGUGAGGAUUUUUUCAAGCUGUUGGAGAGAAAAGGAUUCGAAAAGGAUAAGACAAUACUCUACCUGCUGAAGUGUUACAAUAUGGACGGCGGUUUUGGCUGUAUUCCAGGUGCUGAGUCGCAUUGUGGUCAGAUAUAUGCAUGUUUGGUCUCCUUGAAGCUACUUAACGCUCUGCAUAGAGUAGACAAAGUACAAAUCACGUUCUUUCUUAUAAAUCGCCAGGAGGCAUCGGGCGGGCUGAAUGGGCGGCCUUACAAGAAAGAAGAUGUAUGCUAUUCGUUCUGGACACUUUGCAGCUUGGACAUCCUAAACGGCACCAAGUAUAUCGACUGCGACAAGCUAAGGGAGUAUAUUCAUAAUUGCUGGUCGGAUGACGGGGGCUAUGCAGAUCGACCGGGUAAUGUCAGCGACUGUUUCCAUACAAUGUAUGCACUGCUGGGACUGCGCAUUUUGGACGGAGACCAGCUUUGCAAAAGCGUACUUCAUCUUGGAAUGUAUGUGCGAUGA
Molecule: messenger RNA, 1017 nt
Organism: Vavraia culicis subsp. floridensis
Lineage: Eukaryota; Fungi; Microsporidia; Pleistophoridae
Exons: 1
Coding region: 1-1017 (338 amino acids)
Biological process (GO): protein geranylgeranylation
Cellular component (GO): Rab-protein geranylgeranyltransferase complex
Molecular function (GO): Rab geranylgeranyltransferase activity
Source: RefSeq, a predicted model, not a curated record